This is a messenger RNA of Lobosporangium transversale, 1381 nucleotides long. Its product is annotated as S-adenosylmethionine synthetase. The coding region runs from base 53 to 1201 and encodes 382 amino acids. The record is from RefSeq and is a predicted model, not a curated record. The transcript is spliced from 4 exons. Gene Ontology annotation, biological process: S-adenosylmethionine biosynthetic process. Gene Ontology annotation, molecular function: ATP binding; methionine adenosyltransferase activity. NCBI's taxonomy places the organism in Eukaryota, Fungi, Mortierellomycota, Mortierellomycetes, Mortierellales, Mortierellaceae. Gene Ontology annotation, cellular component: cytosol.
UUUUAUCUUCUCUCAGCCUCAUUCAUUUCACUCAUCGCAUAACCUCAUUACCAUGUCUACCUUCCUUUUCACCUCUGAAUCUGUCGGCGAGGGUCACCCCGACAAGAUCUGCGACCAGGUCUCUGAUGCCAUUCUCGAUGCUUGCUUGGAGCAGGAUCCCAUGUCCAAGGUUGCUUGCGAGACUGCUGCAAAGACCGGUAUGAUCAUGGUUCUUGGAGAGAUCACCACCAAGGCCACUCUUGACUACCAAAAGAUUAUUCGUCAGACCAUCAAGAAUAUUGGUUACGAUGACUCUGAGAAGGGCUUCGAUUACAAGACCUGCAAUGUUCUUGUCGCCAUUGAGCAGCAGUCCCCUGAUAUCUACCAGGGUCUUGUCCAGAGGGGUUUCAACGUUGAGGAUAUUGGAGCCGGUGACCAGGGUAUCAUGUUCGGUUAUGCUACUGAUGAGACUCCCGAACUCAUGCCCUUGACCUUGAUCUUGUCCCACAAGUUGAAUAAGAAGAUGGCUGAUGGUCGUCGCGAUGGAACCCUUCCUUUCCUCCGCCCUGAUUCCAAGACCCAAGUCACCAUCGAGUACAAAAACGAGGGUGGUGCUUUAGUCCCUAUCCGCGUUCACACCGUCGUUAUCUCUGUCCAGCAUUCCGCUGAUGUUGAUAAUGAAACUCUCCGCAAGGCCCUCAAGGAGGAGGUCAUCGAGAAGGUCAUUCCUGCUAAAUACCUCACCCCUGAGACUAUCUAUCACCUUCAGCCCUCUGGCAAGUUCAUCAUUGGUGGUCCUCAGGGCGAUGCCGGUGUUACUGGACGCAAGAUUAUUGUUGACACUUAUGGCGGUCAUGGUGCUCACGGAGGUGGAGCUUUCUCUGGUAAGGACUGGUCCAAGGUCGAUCGCUCUGCUGCUUACACUGGCCGCUGGAUUGCCAAGUCUAUCGUCGCUGCUGGUCUCGCCCGUCGUGCCCUCGUCCAACUCUCGUAUGCUAUUGGUGUCGCUGAACCCACCUCGGUUUUCGUCGACACCUACGGUACCGGGACCAAGUCUGACGCCGAAAUUCUUGAGAUUGUUAAGAAGAACUUUGACCUCCGCCCUGGCGUCAUCGUCAAGCAGUUGGAUCUCUUCAAGCCCAUUUACACCAAGACUGCUUGCUACGGUCAUUUUGGUCGCGAUGAGUUUUCCUGGGAGCAGCCUCGCAAGCUUGAAUUUUAAAGAGUGAACAAAAGGGAAAAGACGUACACGCUGCUUGACUUGUCGUGAUGCAAGAUUAAGCUUUGUGUAUCUGUAUAUGCAAUUGGAUCGAUUGAGAGACCCAAAAAAAUUGAACGUCCUUUUUAUUCAUCAACAGGUGGUUCAACCCAUUUCCUGUUUUACCAAAAAAGAAAAAAAAAA